UGGUAGACGUCAGAUUUCUGCAAAGACCAUGCAAAAAGUUAGGUUAGGACAAGACGUCAAAUUAAUUUGUUUUGAGAAUAUUUAAACACAAAUCGACAAAAAUGAACGUAAUUGGGGCCGUAAAGGCCUACGUGGAUAAAAUGACCGAUGAAAGUGAGCCGGGCAUGAAAGUCCUGCUAAUGGACAAAGAAACAACCAGUGUGAUCAGCAUGGUUUACAGUCAAAGUGAAAUUCAGCAAAAGGAAGUGUUCCUGCUGGAAAGGAUCGAUUCCCCUAACUAUGCCAAUUCCACCGGGCUCCGCUAUCUUAAGUGUUUGGCCUUUUUGCGGCCUACGCAGCGCAAUAUCGAGUUACUGUGCAGUGAACUUCGUAACCCCAAGUACGGUGCUUAUUACAUAUAUUUUUCCAAUAUUGUGGCAAAAGCCGACAUUAAAAUGCUGGCUGAAAAUGACGAGCAAGAAGUCGUGAAAGAAGUCCUGGAGCUUUACAUGGAUUACUUGGCAGUUAAUCCGCAUUUGUUCUCCAUGGGGCUUCCCUGUUGCAUGGAGCGAUUGGCUUGGAAUCAGAGCGCAUUGCAACGAUCCGUGCAAGGCCUAGUUUCAGUUAUUCUGUCUCUGAAAAAGUCCCCUAUUAUACGGUAUCAGGCAAACUCCAAACUUGCCCUAGAUUUAGGCAGUAGAAUAGAAGACAUCAUGAACAAGGAAUCGUCCCUGUUUGCCUUCGGCCAAGGCGGGCACAGUCUAUUGCUGAUUCUGGACAGAAGGGAUGACCCAAUCACCCCGUUGUUGAAUCAGUGGACUUAUCAGGCGAUGGUUCACGAAUUACUCACCAUAAACAAUAACCGAGUAAACCUCUCGAACAUUCCAGGUGUAUCCAAAGAGCUUUCCGAGGUGGUCCUAUCCGCAGAACAGGAUGCGUUCUAUGCGAAAAACAUCUUCAUGAACUACGGGGAAAUUGGGCAGAACAUCAAGCAAUUAAUGGAUCAGUUUCAGGCCAAGGCAAAGAGCCAUCAGAAAAUCGAAAGCAUUGCCGAUAUGAAAAGUUUCGUGGAGUCGUAUCCGCAAUUUAAGAAACUAUCGGGCAAUGUCACUAAACACGUAACAGUCGUGGGCGAAUUGAGCUCAAUGGUAAACAAAUACCAUCUUCUCGAUGUGUCCGAAGUGGAGCAGGAAAUCAGCUCGCAAAAUGACCAUUCCUCGCACUUAAACAGUGUGAAAAAAGUGAUCCAAGACGAUAAAAUCCGACAUACAGAUGCAGCCAAACUAGUCAUGCUCUAUGCUUUGCGCUACCAAAACCACACAAAUAAUGAAACCUUUGGCCUAAUAGAACUGCUGAAAAAACGGGGCGUUAGCGACAAACUAAUUAAAGACAUCGUGUAUCUUUUGGAGUAUGCGGGAUCGCAUGCAAGACAAAGCAACUUGUUUAACGUGGAGGACGCAGUUCAGAUUACAAAACGGUUCUUCAAAGGCCUUAGUGGGGUCGACAACGUUUACACCCAGCACAAGCCGUUGCUGCACGAUAUUCUGGAAGACCUUGUCAAGGGCAGGUUGAGAGAGAACCUUUACCCAGUGGUGGGCAACCACUCGAGUGGCUUAAGGGCGCAAGACAUAAUAGUCUUUAUUGUCGGGGGCGCCACUUAUGAAGAAUCCCUAACAGUGCACUCUUUUAAUAAGACUUAUCCCAGCUUCAACAUACUGUUGGGCGGCACAACCAUACACAAUUCGAGUAGUUUUCUCGAGGAAAUCGAGAACGCCUACAGAGGGGAGGCGAUGAGAAUGAGGAAACACACCAAACAUCUUCGGAAUGUUAAGUUCGAAUAAACCAAAGACCGCUAGUUUAAUGUAUUUUAGAUUAUUUAAGUGCGACAUUCCUUGAUGCAGGGUGUGUAAAAUGUCCUAUCGCAGAUUUAUGCAGCAGGCGACGAUUUUCGAGAUACCGGAUACAGGAUACACCCUGUGUAGUUAGUACUACAUUGUUUUUGUAUGUUAAGAGUGUAUUUUUGUUGAUAUCUAUUUAAUAUAACUUAUUCCGUGUA
Molecule: messenger RNA, 2035 nt
Organism: Dendroctonus ponderosae (mountain pine beetle)
Lineage: Eukaryota; Metazoa; Arthropoda; Insecta; Coleoptera; Curculionidae
Gene: Vps45
Product: vacuolar protein sorting-associated protein 45
Exons: 4
Coding region: 102-1820 (572 amino acids)
Biological process (GO): intracellular protein transport; vesicle-mediated transport
Cellular component (GO): Golgi membrane
Source: RefSeq, a predicted model, not a curated record